GCUAUCUUUAUGGAGCCCUUAGGAGCCGGAUGUGAAUUUGUAUAAGGAUGGGUGUUUCCAAUGCAUUGCCAGAAAGGUAAUUAACCCCAUUGCCAUGAUGGGCUGUGUAGCGCAGCAGCCAUCACGCGUUAGACCAUAAUAAAUAUCCCUCAUAUAAAAGGAUCGCGGGUGUCCUGCGGAGCGAUUGUAUCUUUGAAGCCCACAUCAUUUCUGCACACCAACCAUGACUCAAUACCCCGACGAAAAAUCUAACAACCCGUACGCAACCUCGAUGCAACCACCUGUCCCAGCUCCUCGGCAGCUUGAACAGAAUCAAUACCAGGCACCUUUGGGCCCGCCACCUGAAUACACCCAGGAGCCACCUCAUAAUCCGCGCGAUAGCUCGCGUCAAGGGUACAACCCUCAGUCGCAAGUAUAUCAGUCCCAAACAUACCAGGCGCCUCUGGGAUCAGCAUCACAGCAUCCUCCAAGAUAUCCUCAGGAAUAUCAAACCCCACCAGCUGGUCAAUGCGACCAAAAAGGCGGGGAAUACCCAGCAUACGCAUACCAACAGGCUUCCCCAGGAGCCAGGUACCCCAAUGACCAGAACAGGCCAGGACCAUCAGGUUACCCUUUAUACCAGCAAAACAGCAGCUUGAGCCCGUACAGCCAGACUCCCGGCGCAGUGCCACAAGAUCGCGCACCUUCUCCCAAUGAAGGGGGUGGAGGGCUGUCCCUAGCUUCAUUCUUUGGCAACACGGGCUCUCCGCCAAUGUGGAACCGCCAGCCACCUCAGGAUUUCGUUCACACUCAGUUCCCUCCCAUGUGUCUCAUCUCAAACAAUAAGGACCUGAGCAAAGGGUUCCCUGAGGUGCCUCCCCCAUGCCAAUUAUGUACUCACCCGUUUGCAACGCAUGAUAUUAUGGAGGAGGAUUGGAAACGAUUCCUGGCAGACGUUAAGAAAGCAGCUUCAUUAUCUGGAGGGCAACGCAUCAAAUCGAACGCCAUACCCUUUAUAGCAGGUAUCAGUCUUGUCGGCGGGUUUUUCCUGACUAAAGCCAUUGAGAACCGAAUGAAAACAAAGAAUCGCAGUGCGGCGGGGGACGUCAUUGAUCACUGGAAUCAUUACUUCUUCGGGCCUCGCAGAAUGGAAGUGAUCCUUUGCCAAGGAUCCGAGCGCCUGAGUGGCCGUGAGGGUGCGGCACCGCUUGGUGAUCCUAACCAACGCCACAUGGCAAAUGACCUCCGCCGCCGAGCCUCGAGUUGCUCGUCUUCUUCUUCUUCUUCUUCAUCAUCAUCAGAUUCCGAGGACUACCGUGACAGGAGUCACCAUCGUGGACAUGGACAUGGAUCGUCUGUGUCUCAUAAGUUUGAUAAAAGAGAGCGCCGUGCCGAGAGAAGGGAGGCUAAGGCUGAGAGACGCCAGGAGAGACGCGCUCGUAAGUCCGAACGUCGCAGCGGUAAGGCUCGGAGUCGUAAAGAGCAUUCGGAGCCCUACCAGCUUUUUAUUCAAGCUAUCUAG
This is a messenger RNA of Suillus clintonianus, 1501 nucleotides long. RefSeq lists its product as uncharacterized. The record is from RefSeq and is a predicted model, not a curated record. The transcript has 4 exons. Bases 224 to 1501 code for a protein of 425 amino acids. Lineage: Eukaryota; Fungi; Basidiomycota; Agaricomycetes; Boletales; Suillaceae.